This is a messenger RNA of Penicillium taxi, 879 nucleotides long. RefSeq names its product osmosensor SHO1 (gene sho1). Bases 1 to 879 code for a protein of 292 amino acids. NCBI's taxonomy places the organism in Eukaryota, Fungi, Ascomycota, Eurotiomycetes, Eurotiales, Aspergillaceae. The record is from RefSeq and is a predicted model, not a curated record. The transcript is spliced from 3 exons. Gene Ontology annotation, molecular function: protein binding.
AUGGGAAAAUUCCGCGCUAGUAACAUCCUGGGUGACCCCUUCGCACUUGCGACUCUGUCUAUCUCCAUUCUAGCAUGGCUGAUUGCAUUCGUCUCCUCUGUUAUCGCCGAUAUUCAAUCAGACUAUCCAAACUACUCUUGGUGGGCCAAUUCAUAUAUGUUUUGUGUCAUCGUGGGGUUAAUUGUGGUCUUUGGCACCGAUACGUGCAAUGUCUAUGGAGUUGCGAUUGUGGGAUAUCUCGGAUGUGGUCUUGUCCUAUCUUCCUUGAGUGCAAACAACUUGGUUUACGAUAGCCAAGGGUCUCAACAAGCUGCUGGAGCAGGCUUCAUUCUGCUCUCGAUGGUCAUUAUCAUCUGGAUCUUCUACUUCGGCUCUUCACCCCAGGCUACCCACCGCGGUUUUAUCGAUUCAUUCGCCCUGAACAAGGAGCUGCCUGGAACCAGCGAUUACCGCGACAGCCAAUUCAACAGCAGUGCAUACAGCACCAACCGCCCAGAAGUUCGGGCCACAAGUAACACUCCACAAAUGUACACAUCUGCCCAGCUGAACGGCUUUGAAAGUACAUCUACCCCCGUGUCUGGAUAUCCCGGUGGAAACCCCGGAGAUCGCAACUCAACACAACCUCGAUUUGGAGCCACCCCAAGCCCAGGCCCAGCCGCCAAUAACGGCCAAGAGGGCGAAGUACCUCAACCGACCGAUUACCCGUAUCGGGCGAAGGCAAUUUAUUCGUACGACGCAAACCCUGAAGAUGCCAAUGAGAUUAGCUUUGCCAAGCACGAGGUUCUUGAAGUGUCCGAUGUCAGUGGCCGAUGGUGGCAGGCUCGGAAAUCAAAUGGAGAGACUGGCAUUGCGCCGUCCAAUUAUCUCAUCUUGUUGUGA